AUGACUUAUUCCAGUCGUCAAUGGAGUUCUAGCCUCUCAAGGUCUGAUAGGGAUGGGGAGAAAGAUAUUGACAACGAUGGCCUGACCUCAGCCUCACAUGAUAUUCCUAUGACAGUUGGAAUCAGAAACAAGGCUAUGUAUAUGCAUCAGUAUAAUAUUUCUACAACUACUUCUAUGGGCCUCAGUAUGGCUGAGACAUUAGCUCAGGGUCCACAUCACUCUUACUCAUCAUCACAAUUAUCUGCUAGUACUCAAAAGCUUGAAGAGUUGGCCCUUAAGCAAUCUAGGUUAUUAAUCCCAGUGACACCAUCCACACCAAGAUCCCUGAUAGAGUAA
Messenger RNA from Sphenostylis stenocarpa, 336 nucleotides. The record is from the annotation of a GenBank genome assembly. NCBI's taxonomy places the organism in Eukaryota, Viridiplantae, Streptophyta, Magnoliopsida, Fabales, Fabaceae.